Messenger RNA from Klebsormidium nitens, 2467 nucleotides. The record is from the annotation of a GenBank genome assembly. NCBI's taxonomy places the organism in Eukaryota, Viridiplantae, Streptophyta, Klebsormidiophyceae, Klebsormidiales, Klebsormidiaceae.
GCGAGAGGCAGGGCUGCCUGAUCCUCAAGCCCCUCCAGUAGAAAGGCGCCCUCUUGUCUUCGACGAAGCAGACCAAGAUGACCCCGUAGACUUUGCACCAACUGAUCAUAACAACCCCCCUCCAAACGACCAAGGUGCAGAUGAACCCACUGAGCCAGUAGUAGAGAACAAAGAAUGGGAGUCCACCGAGCAGUUCGUUUCAUGGAUCAAAAGAGCAAAGUUGAGCCAAUCUCAAACAGACGAGAUGCUCAACCUGUUCCGCGACCAGAGAAUGGACAUGAGGGAGGCGUUGGAGAUAGUCCAAUCGCAUCGAGAUGUGGACAAGUACUUGAUGCAACAGAUUGUAGGAGAGAACGCGAGGAUGAUCGACCUGUCGCGACCAGGCUUGGAUCCUGGGCCUGUGCUGCUUACGUACAAGCCUCUUCUCGAGGUUGUCAAGAAGAUGGCGGCCAAUGCCAAGGCGGUGGCGAAGAAGAAUGGGAGAGAGGGCAAGUUUGUGCUCAAGCCGGUCAUCCAAAACGUAAAGGUGAUGCAAAAGCAGAGGGAUGGUACGAUGAAGGAGGUCCUCAUCGCAGAAUAUGACCACCCGUCUACGGGCACAUGGUGGCAUAAGAUGCAGAGAGAGAUCGACGUUGAUCCCGACUUCCAAGGCUCGGAUUAUGUGGUGCUACCUAUCAUUAUCUACCUGGACAAGACCACCAUGGACGGCCUCCGUCGCGUGUCUGUGUUCCCCAUGUACGUCUCUCUCGCCAAUUUCAGCUGGGACUUCUACAACGAGAGAGGCGGUUUGGAGCUCGAUGCCUUGCUCCCACAGCCCAAGGCGGAUCCCGACUGGCCGCAACCUAACUACAAGCCCAAGUCGGACGGACACCGCGACCUGAAGCGCCACUUCAUCACCAGUUCAUUGGCGAUCGUCACGGAGGACGCCCGGAAAGCGUCGUGGAAGGGUAUCGACUUCGUGGACCCACAUGGGGUCAAGCGGAAGGGAGUCCCGCAGAUAUUCUGCAUCAGCAAAGACCUCGGGGAGGCAUCCACCAUCUCGAACGUAAAGGUCAACUACUGCGACUCCUGCCUCGUCCCCCCAGAUGAGAUGAACCGACUCGACGAAGCCCUCAGGGGAGAUUACCCCCCGCGACUGGAACCGGCGAUGCGGGUGGCCGUUAACGCCAUCCUCGACCUCAAAGAAGACCCACACGUGCCCAGGGUCCGGGUUACGGAGGAGACAAGGAAGCACGGGGUGCACCCGCAAAUGCCAUGGUUUUUCAAGUGGAAGUACGGCAAGCUUGCCUGGAAUGCUCCUUACCUCAAGAUGGUCCCAGACGAUCUGCACACUGUGUACGGGGGUGUGUUGGGGUCCCACUUCCUCAACAUCUUGGAGGCGGUCGCCAACAUACACCCGCUUGGCAAGGCCGCCUUCCUGGCCCUCAUGAACGUGCGCCUCCAUCAAAUUUACCUCCUCUACAACCCAGGGCUGCGGCUCCCAGCGAGCAAGGAGUUUUUCACCGAGCGCUACUCCGUGCCCAACUACGAAUGGAAGGCCGUCAUGCAGGUGCUGCCAAUCCUGGUGUCCGGCCUUUUCCGGACGCAGAAUGGAGUCGACACCCUCGUGGAGUGGGCAGUGGCUUUUGUUGAGUGGCUUCGUGCGAUUGCCCUCGACAACAUCGAGACUCUACGAGCGCAAAUCACGGAGGUCGUCCGGCAGAGGGGCAAGUACGACAGCGCGUUGGUCAUGGCCGACAAGGCGAAAGAGAACAAGCUUCCGCUGAGUUACCGCUUCGCAACGCUGUGGUCUAACAUGCUGGUGGACGUGACUUCGCCUCAGAAGAUGAUCUUCGACGGGCACGUCCAACGAGGUGCCUUCAUGCAACUGCUGCGGUCCCAACCCCUCUUGUCCAAACUCCCCGCCGCGCUGGGCACCUACUUCGGCGUACACGUCGGCAACGUGUCGGGCGCCGCCCUCCGCCGAUUGAACCCCAUACGCUACCUCCGCGAGAAUAACAUCGAUCCUCGGGUGCACGUCGUCUCUUCGUGCUACAUUGUUCCACACGCGGGCGGCCGCAGAAGGUUGCAAGCGGCGAGAGCUAUCCCCAGCUUUCACGGCCGCCCGGUUUUUAGCGACGUGGCUGUGACGGGGGAGAACAGCAGAACGGGGGCUAGGGAGACCUGGUACGCUCGAGUUGUGUUGUUCUUCAAAGCUUGGCACAAAGUGUUGAAGUGGGAUGAGGUUGAGCUGAAGCAGGUGUGGAAGCCUGUGGAGCAUGAGCUCGUGUUCCUUAGGUGGUUCAGGGUCACGGCCUGGACGGACGAUGUGAAGUGCGACAUUCUACAGUGGGAAGCAACUUCCCGCAGGGAGCCGAGCGUCGUCGUGGAGCCGAUAGAGUCGCUCAUAUCGGUAGAAAUGAUGCUCCCGAAGAAAGCGCAGAACAGAAACAUGGAACUAUGGUUUCGGAACAAGUAUUACAGGUAG